AGAUAGCUCAUGGAUUUCAUCAAAAAUAUCUUAAUUUGUAUUCUGAAGAAGAAUGAAGGUAUUACAGGUUUGGAACGACAUGAGGUUGAGUAAUUAAUGACAGAAUUUUUAUUUUUUGGGUGAACUAACCCUUUAAGCCGUUUAUGACCUUACUCCGAUAAAGGAAAACUGGUAAACGCGUUUACAUGACCACGUGCAUUGUUGGUUUAUUUAGCAUAAUCGGGUUAAGAACGUGCAUGUAAAUUCACUCAAUGUGAUAAAUGAGUUUUAGGUCAAAAGUAAUGAAAAUGUAUUCAGAUUAUAUUUCCUUAAAUGUGCAAUGUAAUGUAUUACUUUACUAAUUACAAAUUCUGUCGUGUAAUUUGGAACCAACACUGCUUCUAAUCUAAUGAAGGCGCUCUAAAACACGUUCACGUGUGAACAUUAGAGGUCAGCAGUGAGUCGAAUGUAGUCUGAAUACACACUGAAGAUUUUAGCUCAUUAGCACUACCUUUUUUCCCACAGUUAUAGGCUAAAGUUUACAAACAGUAAACUAAAAUUUAGGUAAAUAAAAAUUACAGACACAUUAAACUUUUAGUAAAAUUAAAAUUUAACACUCAGCAAUUGAUUUGAUCACAGAAUGAGCUAAAUUCUCUUCUGUUUAUAACUGAGCUAAAAGUGGCAUGUAAUUCUUUAUCAAACACUUUGCAUCUUAAAGCUGCUGAUACAAUGCAAAUCAGAGGCACUUAUUUUAAGGGAACAUUUUGAAAUGUUUCUGCAUCAUGACCCUGUCAGUCUGCUCCUUGAACUCUGAGCCAGUCCAUUGAAAAGACACAUUGUUUCUUAAGGUUGGUCUUUGAGUCUGUGUUCACUGUGUAGGAGACUGUGAGAGCAGUCUGUGGCAUUAUACUGAAGCUCAGCACCGCUGCCUACAGACAUGGGUUGUUAUGAAUGCUGUAUGCGCUGUCUGGGAGGAGUGCCAUACGUCUCUCUAGUGGCCACUCUACUGUGUUUCUCUGGCAUUGCUCUGUUCUGUGGCUGUGGACAUCAGGCCCUUACAGAGAGCGAAAGACUCAUCGAGACUUACUUCACCCGUGACCAUCAGGACUACAUCACCCUAGCGUACCUUAUUGAGUAUUUUCAGUACAUUAUCUAUGGCCUGGCCUCCUUCUUCUUCUUGUACUGUAUAGUCCUGCUGGCUGAAGGCUUUUACACCACCAGUGCAGUUCGGCAGUCGUUUGGAGAAUUUCGCAGUACAGUUUGUGGUCGCUGUCUCAGUACAACGUUCAUCGUGAUCACAUAUGUCCUGGUUGUAGUCUGGUUGUUGGUGUUCUCCCUCUCUGCGAUUCCUGUCUAUUUCUUCUACAACAUGGCAAACACCUGUCACACUAUCCACAUCCUCUCUGAAACACCCUCCAGCAUCAACCAGCUGUGCAUUGAUGCCAGACAGUAUGGUUUACUUCCAUGGAACGCAGUGCCAGGAAAGGCUUGUGGGAUGACCCUGUCUAAUGUGUGCAAGACAAGAGAGUUUUUCUUGACCUAUGAUCUCUACAUCGCUGCCUUCGCUGGAGCGGGGAUGACAGUCUUGGCUCUGCUCACAUAUACUGUGUCCACCACCUAUAACUUUGCAGUUCUACGGUAUCUGGGGAGGAAAGGCAUCAGUCCGCGGUGUUAACAUCUCUUCUGUCCUGGUGUUCACGGUGUCCCUCUACCCUCAAUAACAGCACCAUAUUGGAGCACUUUAGAGUUUCUCAUCUCUUGCUUUUCCACAACACGGUUUCCUGACUGUCUUUUAAAUUCUUGGAUGUAAAGGUUUACAUUCUGGAAUCUUUUCUCCAAACUAUCUUUCAUCUAAUUUUUCCACCUAUACCCCUCCUGUCCACCAGGAGAAGUAUUCUGCCUUCAAGUCCUCUGGGAUAUUAUAACUGUGCUAAUGUAACAAAACGGACAGUAUUAGGUGUGCAAAGGAUCUAUGUAUUUUAUCUGUGUAUUUUAUCAUUCUUGUGCCUCCACAAAGAAUGACGGCAGUUGUGGUUUGGUCACAGUUGCCUCAUAAACCGGCUAAACGAGUAGUAUUUUCAUCCCAGCUUUACCAAUAUUCUUCUUCAGCAGUACAUAACUAAACUGUAGAGUCAACAUUCACAAUGACAACCUAAUUACACGCCACUGUGCGCUUAUCUUGAUCAUCAGGGUUGCCAAGUCUGUGGUUUUCCUCUGGAAUUAGGCUACAUUUAAACGGUUGCCACAGGUUUAUUUGAUUGAAAUGCCUGUAUUGAGAUAUUGCACAUUCUACCAAUUAUAAAACUAGUAAGAAGCCUUUGAGCUCCUGUGAGCUCAUUUAUAAAAAGUUGAAAUUGUGUAUAUAAUGCAUAACACUGACUGUAAAAUGUGUAUUUUAGGUAUGGGAUGGCAUAUUUUGAGUUUUGAUUAUUUGGCAGUGUGUAAUCGGCUAGUUUUGUUACACAGACCUGGCAACCCUGACGAUUGAAGGCAGCUAUUUGAUUCUAUUUUUUUACCCUUUUUAUUAUUUUGUUGUUGUUUUUGUUUUUAAAAUUUGAUACUAUAGACCAAAGAUAUAUAUACAUAGAUGCCUCAUAUACAUAAGCCAUCCGCCAUAUUGGAACGGUCAAAGUCGGUCCAUGAACAUUUGAGAGCAAGCUGAUUGAGCGUCUGCAACCGCAUGUACGAAUAUCUAUCUGCAAUAGACUUCAGCAGAUGACUUUCGUAAACUAACACAAUACAACAAGAUGAAGGUGUCAGCUAACACGACAUUAAAAAGGUACCGUAUAGUAAAAGUAAAAAAGUACCUUAGUAAAAACCUGUAAUAUUGAGUUAAUAUAUAUAAAACACAAACCAACACAUUCUCACCUGUUAACUGUUAUCCCAUUUCACAACCAAAUUCUGUUGUGGCAUCAUUCUUACUGUGAGUGACGACACGCUGAUCGUUCUAAGAUGGCGGGAAUGCUGAUGUGUCUGGAGCUGGAGCGAUGGCAUCUACGUAUAGAUAUCGAUGCCAUAGACCUUAUGUGCCAGAGAAAGAAGCGCGCAGCCAUCUUUACAAUAUUGUGUUCGAACUUCCGUUUUUGCGGUAGCUCUGUAUAUUUCUUUGGCAUUACUGUCGAAGAGUAAUUAGUUGGUGAAAUGGUUAUUUAUCACAAGCAUUGUUAUCACGCAGCGCUAAAAGGGGCGAGGCUACAUAAGGUCUCUACUAGCAGGAUAGUUUGAUUGUUUCUUUUUUAAAUAUUUGUUUAGUUAGUAUAUGAGUCCAUUUGAGACUGUCUGUGGGUUUAUCUAUAAUUUAAGUUACUUAAUUGGACAAAAUCUAUACUUGUUUUAGAAAAUUAAAAAUAAAUGGCUACACUUUAUUUUGAGGUUUCAGUGUUACAGUGUAAUUAUACAUUUAAAGGUGCAAUAUGUAAGAAUUUUGCAGUAAAAUAUCCAAAAGCCACUAGGCUUAUAU
Messenger RNA from Megalobrama amblycephala (Wuchang bream), 3439 nucleotides. RefSeq names its product proteolipid protein 1a (gene plp1a). The coding region runs from base 917 to 1654 and encodes 245 amino acids. Gene Ontology annotation, biological process: central nervous system myelination; axon development. NCBI's taxonomy places the organism in Eukaryota, Metazoa, Chordata, Actinopteri, Cypriniformes, Xenocyprididae. The record is from RefSeq and is a predicted model, not a curated record. The transcript has 7 exons. Gene Ontology annotation, molecular function: structural constituent of myelin sheath. Gene Ontology annotation, cellular component: plasma membrane; myelin sheath.